AUGUUUGCCAGUCACCGUGUCCGGGCCCCGGGGAAGUUUGGAACUUCUGCUGGAAGUUUGGAACUUCUGCUGGAAGUUUGGAACUUCUGCUGGAAGUUUGGAACUUCUGCUGGAAGUUUAUGCUCAAAGUUUCACAUCCAGCUCACAGGUUUCAAGACAAGAAUGGCGUCGUCAGAUGCAGGAAGAAGGAUCCUUUGGCUCUCCCUGGAUCCGGUGAACGCGACACUCGUGCCGUAUCCACCCCCGAUCAACCAACAGAUUGAAAGCGCUCACGAGAAGCUUGAGCCAGAACAGGGUCAGCAAGAGCGGAUCGCGCUGGGAUCAUCGUUCCACCACGCUACCAUCCACUUCUCGCCCAAAGAUGGCAAGCACUUCCAGACGACGCCGCAGAUCGACCAUGGUCCUCGCUUUGGAGUCAAGAUCAGUGGUUACCGGCAAGUGAGAAGAAUGGAGAUCGAACCAUCGCAGACGUCGGUCAUCUUACAUGCUGCGACACAUAAUGGUCUUGCUAAUGGAGAAUGGAGACUCGUCGAGGAAGAUAAGAGCAUGAAGCGUGUAUCCAUGGAAAUCAAGCAAGAGUUCUUGAUCAAUGUCGGCUCGAAUCAGCGGAAAGACUUCGUGCCUGUUUGGCAGUGGUGCAAACAGAACGAGGAGGAGCUCCAAGGAGUUCACGUGACUCACGCGCCGGAAAGUGCAUGGGGGAUUUACAUGAUAGAGACCAACGAGGCGAUCGAAGCUGCUUUCAGGGCCGGGAAGAGCUCGCAGGAGGUUGUCCUCGGAGUGCAUCGGGUGAUCAUCGAGAUGAGCGAGAGCGGAGUUGGGGUGCAGAAGGAUCUCUCGGGCAGACGGCAGCGCUUUGUUCGCCGUCAGUUGGUGUCUGAGCAGGACAAGGACAGGAUGUUCUCAGCGUCAGCCAAGUGCCGGCAUGUUUUCCAUGCUUGCUGCUGUCAGUCGCUCAAGGAACGACGCAUGCCCUGCCCGCUCUGCCGACGACAAAUCGAGUGA
Molecule: messenger RNA, 1005 nt
Organism: Guillardia theta CCMP2712
Lineage: Eukaryota; Cryptophyceae; Pyrenomonadales; Geminigeraceae
Exons: 8
Coding region: 1-1005 (334 amino acids)
Source: RefSeq, a predicted model, not a curated record